Messenger RNA from Pantherophis guttatus, 5013 nucleotides. The record is from RefSeq and is a predicted model, not a curated record. Lineage: Eukaryota; Metazoa; Chordata; Lepidosauria; Squamata; Colubridae.
UUGCAGUAUUGUCACAGUUUGUGUGAUCAAAAUUGGGGUGCCUGGUAUAUGACGUGUUUAUGUUGGUUGUAGCAUAUGAUCACCGUUUGUGAACUACUUCCGACACGCUUAACAAUCACGCAAUUCAUUUAAAAAUUGCAGUAAUUUGCUUAACCAUGGCAAAAAAGUGGGUGUGACUCACUUAACAACUGCCUUAGCAAUGGAAAUUCUGGUCUCAAUUGUCGUAAGAUAAGGACUGCAUGCCAUAACUAUGAUGUGCUUCCAGGAAGGAACUGAAAAGCCUGAUCUGCCAUUAAGACAGAGUUUACCAGCCAUUGGCCUCGCAGACACUGGAACUAUGGUUUCCAGUAUCCUUUAAAUCAGAUAACUAACCAAGAUUGUCCGGCGUCUCUGGAACUAUGGUUUCCAGUAUCCUUUAAAUCAGAUAACUAACCAAGAUUGUCCGGCGUCUCAGAUGGAAGCUCCCCAAGCUUGUCAUCCUCUUGAAUCUGCACCUAGAAAAAUGGAAGUUCUUAUAUGGCUAUGUCAUUGUCUUUUCCAGGCUUGUGUCAUCCAUUGCACUAAGCAAAAUGUGGGUUGUUUGUGGUGACCUCAAUAAACUAGGGUUAACCAAAGUAUGGUUUGCUAGCUGGACGCCCAUGCUUUGCUAUGAAACUAUGUGAUCAGGCGUGAUAAAUUGACACUUAAAGCCUGAAACUUAAUGUAGAAUGUGUAACUGUGUAUUAUCAGAGUGUGUUAAUAUAAGGCAACUGGCAGUUGGAACAGAGUUCCUUUCAGGUGGGGAGGGGAAGUAGAACGUCUGACUCCUUAGCAUCAGAGUGUGUGAAUAUAAUACUGUAUAUGAAAUCCUAAUGAUCUGAUGAUCAUUUCAAAAAAUCCUUUUUUAGCAAGAACCUAGAAGCCAAGUGGAACAUACAUGCCAAUUUCAAGUUUGUAGGCUUUACCGUUCUGGAGAUUUCGUGAUGAUGCGUAAGCGGUAUUUGACUUUUAUAUAUAUAGAUUGGGAUGUGAGUGGAGGUCAUCAUAAUCUAACUGCAGACUGUGGAGACAGGAUUAGGGCAUUUUAGAGAUUUACUGAUUUGUUAUCAGGUUUUAUCGUAUGAAAAUCAAGUGAUCAUUGAAUGGCAAGAUUUUUCUGUUCUGAACUGGACAAACACAUUCAGCUUCUACUUUUCCAGGAACUUAAUUAUGAAUAAUAUACACAUUGUCAGCUUCCUGUGACAAUACAGACAAUUGAAAUCCCAUGAGUAAUACAAAAAGUACUUUCGGUGAUACAUUCUGCGUGGAUGUGGAAAAGAAAAGAAAGCAAACAUUGGCUAUUUGAUUUAUUUGUUGCUUUUUCUGGUAAUUCAGGCUUUCUUUAAAAUUUAAAGCAUCCUUUGGACUUAAGACAGUGAGGACUAAAGCUUUCCUGUUAAAGACCCUCUUAUUGGCCUAUUAGCCUUUCCUUACGUUUGGCAGAACCUGUUAAGAACAAUAAUAAUGCUCUCUAACUGCAAUAGCAGAACGGCGUAGAAAAAAGUCCAAAGUGACUCGAAAUAGGUAAAAUCCCAAAGGAGCAAAGUAUAUAAGAAGAAACACUACGGUGACACAAGCAAAAACAGCCCAAGGCAGGGUAAUCUACGAUCAGAAGAAUCUUAUUUCAUUUGAUCUCAGGUUGGCUGCCUAGGAUUGGUUGCAGCAAGGUGUGUUAAUUCCCUCCCCACUCUGCACACACCUGUCUGUAAACUGCAAAUGAGCGUGUGCACCCUGCAGGACAAAGAUUGAAUUUCUAGGACUUUAGAUGAGUUGGCAGCUGCACUUCAGAUACUGGCAUUUCUUCCAGCACCCUUCCAAAGGUACGUUACGGAUCUUUCGUCGUCUUUUUUUUUUUUUCUUUUUCUCUAGGAUCUUAACGCCAACUUUUCCCAAGAAAACAGGAAACUGCAAAGAUGACAUGAUCUGAACAAAUGUUACCGGCGGUGCCAGCCAAGAAAUUUAUACUGAUCCUGUGAGGGGAUAAUUAUUGAUAAACAUCAGGCAUCAGGGGGAAAAAAGCCUUUGCAUUUUCUUGAAUUCAUUGAACUGAUACAGCGAUUUUCUGAAUUUUCAAGAAUUCUUUGUGAUACUUGAGCAGCACAGAGGGGUCAUCGGAGGUGAUUUGUUUCUGAAAAAAUUGAAGCACAUCACUUGGUUCGAGAUGAGAUUGGCAGAACCGCGAUGAUCUAAGUAAAUUUCCAGGGGCUCUUUCUUACAAAGACCAAGAUCUGGAUCCAUCAUGUCUUUUCCUUACAAUGAUAUCAUUGAAAAUCCUGACUAUCCUGACUAUCACUAUUCCGAAACAUUGGAAAUCGACAAGUUAAGACCUUCUCAGAGGAGUACUCACAAUUCAGACAAUCCUUAUGCCCCAUUUGGGGAUGACAACAAGGAAGGAGAACCAGUUCUAAUACCCCUGAAGUUAGUACAGAAUCAAGAUGAGGCCGAAUACCCAGCAAGAGAUUAUGGGUUUGAGUUGCCCAGUACAAACCCAUAUGAAAAGGCAUAUGUUAAUCCUUCCUUUGAAUAUGAACCAGAAUCUGAAGAGAUAUUACCUACUAUCAGCCAUGCUUUUAAUAUUCAGGAUGCAGACAGUUAUUCAGAUGCAUCAGAGAGAGUUAAUAUUGUCCAGAGGCGUAGCAGGCGAUCCAAUUAUGCGACUUUUGCAAGGCCCAGCUUGCUUCGUUUAGACCCAGAAUAUAUAGAAGCAAAGAGAAGAGAAGAAGAAAAAUUAAUCAACGAUCUGUCAAGCAUGUCCACACAUGAAAGAGUGAAAGCAAUCCAGAAGAUUCCCAAAUCAAUGAAAGAAAAACGUGAGAUUAGGAACCGUGUUCUAACGGAAAGAAAAAAGAAAUCCUACAACCAGGAUGCUCAGCUUAAUAGUUGUACCCAGUGCUUCUACAACACAGCUUUGUUCUUCCGGCAGUUAAAGAACAGUUUCGUCGACUGCCUUCAGCUCUUCCAGUUUUGGCAGAAGGCACUCAAAGACAUUGGCAGCCAAUUUGGGACCAGCAUCCAUUCCUACUUUGUGUUCCUGACGUGGCUUCUCAUGUUCAACGUUUUCUCAUUCCUGAUCAACUUCAGUUUUCUUGCAAUUCCUCAACUCAUUGCAGCCCAACCGAAUCACCUUUCCUUCACGAGUCUGGAAUUUUUAACCGGAGCUGGUUACUUUACAAACACGGUGCUCUACAGCGGCUUUUAUACCAACGGUACAGUAGCAAAAAUUGAGAAUGCCUUGCCGUAUUACAUGCAGCUGGCUUACAUUUUCACAAUUGGGAUUUAUUUUAUCAUCUGCUUUCUGAGCUUGAUCUACAGCAUGGCGAAAUCCUUCCGUAACCACAUCGUUAUGCCUCAGAUGCACUCGGGAAACGCUGCCAAGCUUCUUUGCAUCUGGGACUUCAAUGUGGUGGAUGAGAAAGCUGUGCAGAUGAAUCAGAAAAAUAUCAGCACGCAGAUCAAGGAGACCCUUUCUGAAAUGCGUAUUGAAUCUCUGAAGCUUUCCCCGAAGCAAAGGAUUCUUCGCCUCUCGAUUCAUCUGGCCAUGUGGUUUCUCUCGUUGGGCUUCGCGGUGGCUUCAUGUGCUGGCAUUUACUUCUUUUCCCUUGUCAAUUUAGAGUUUUUUCUGAAUGAGGAAAACUCACAGUUGGAAAACGAAGCUGCCACGCUGAUCUUGCCUAUCGUGGUGAGCCUCCUUAACCACGUGAUGCCGUUCCUGUACUCCUUCUCCAGAUUGGUUGAAAAGUUCACCUAUCCCAGGCACCAGAUCUACACUGCUAUUAUCAGGAACGUCAUCCUGAAAAUAUCGAUCAUUGGAAUCCUCUGCUAUUACUGGCUCAACAUAGUAGCGCUAUCCAAAGUGGAGUGCUGGGAAACCUUCAUUGGCCAAGAUAUAUACCGGCUGCUUAUAGCAGACUUUGUCUGCUGCCUCCUCGGUUCAUUCUUUGGUGAAUUUCUACUAAGAAUUAUUGGCACGAAAUGCUGGAAAAAACUUGGAGUGCCAGAAUUCGAUAUUGCUCGAAACGUUUUGGAUUUGAUCUACGCUCAGACUUUGACAUGGAUUGGAAUCUUCUUCGCCCCUCUGCUUCCUGCCAUCCAGAUGAUAACGUUUUUCAUAAUAAUUUGUGUGAAAAAGAUCAGCCUGCUGCAGAACUGCCAGCCUCCACGCAAAGCUUGGCGAGGGUCCCAGAUGAACACAAUUUUUGUCUUCCUGCUCUUUUUCCCAUCUUUCACGGGAGUCCUCUCAGUCGUGGCCGUCACCGUCUGGAGACGGAAGCCUUCAGAAGUAUGUGGCCCUUUCCGAGGUCUAACAGCUCCCUUUGAAGCUAUCUCUGGCUGGAUCUCAGACUUGACUUCUUCCCCGAGCUCAGGAUGGGUAGUGUGGAUCUAUCACAACUUAAUUGAGAGCACCCAUUUCUUCUUCAUCCUUUCAAUCAUUGUGCUGAUGUUCAUAUACUUUUUCUUGCAAAUCAUCAAGGGACGAAAAACAAUGGUUAAACUGCUACAAGAGCAAAUUGCUAAUGCAGGCAAGGACAAAAUGUUUCUACUGAAUAAAUUACGGGCGCUUCAAGCUUCUAAGUUGCCAUCUUUGAGAAGGCAGCCGGAGAGGGACUUGUCUGUGAACCAGCUGCCUAAGGAGCAAAACUCUGUUUUGCUGCCCAGCUGUGUGGAGCCCUUUUUAUGGACCGAAGAUAAUGAGUCUUCUACUGAGUCUGUUAGACACCCUGCAAUGGCCACCUUUAAUCCUGAGGCUGGCGAAAUAACCCGGAAUCCUGGAGUAUCUGAUGCUCUGGUUUUGGCUUUGAGAGCCAGACAAGAGGCUGAAUGGGAAAUGGAAGAUGAAGAAAGCUUGAAGUGGAAGUAAAGAAUGAAGUAAUACACACGUCCCACCAAGCACUUUUUAUCUAUAAUUUUGCUAUUUGCACAAAUAAGGUAUUUGUAGGAACCGACAGAACUCUUAUAAAAAUGAGAAAUUUUUAAUAAAAUUACUGGGCAGUUUUA